Molecule: messenger RNA, 703 nt
Organism: Fusarium vanettenii 77-13-4
Lineage: Eukaryota; Fungi; Ascomycota; Sordariomycetes; Hypocreales; Nectriaceae
Exons: 2
Coding region: 89-511 (140 amino acids)
Source: RefSeq, a predicted model, not a curated record
CAACACUCCAACACUCUCAUCCUCCAGCUCAACAAUCUUCACACUCACAACUCCAUCACCACCUUUUAACCACAAACCAACCAUCAUCAUGAAGCUGUCCGGUGUCCUCUCUGCCCUUACCUUCGCCACUGCCGCCUCGGCCACCACUGUCUCCUACGACACCGGCUACGAUGAUGGAAACCGAGCCAUGACAUCCGUCGCCUGCUCCGACGGCAAGAACGGCCUCAUCACCCGCUAUGGCUUCAACAAGCAGUCCGACAUCCCCCGCUUCCCCUACAUCGGCGGCGUCUACACCAUCGCCGGCUGGAACUCUCCCAACUGCGGCCAAUGCUUCCGCGUCGAGUACCAGGGCCGCAAGAUCCACGUCCUCGCCAUCGACCACGCCGGCGAGGGUGUCAACAUGGGUCUCCGCGCCAUGAACGACCUCACCAACGGCAAGGCUGCCCAGCUCGGCCGUAUCAACGCCCAGGUCUACCACGCCAAGCCCACUGACUGCGGCCUCAAGGCUUAGAUGGCAUUAUUACGACUUUUUUAAUGAACCAUGAGCGCAUCAUCCGGGUUGGAUAGCGGGCUUCUUCUUCUUCCUCUCCUUUACACUAUGGAUUUAAUACUUGGCAUUGGUUGGCGUUUAGAUUACGAUUGAUCACACUUGAUCUACUACCUAGAUAUUCACUCAUGAAUGAACAUAGAGCUUACAGCUUCA